Messenger RNA from Neodiprion fabricii, 981 nucleotides. RefSeq lists its product as uncharacterized. Gene Ontology annotation, molecular function: nucleic acid binding. The coding region runs from base 1 to 981 and encodes 326 amino acids. Lineage: Eukaryota; Metazoa; Arthropoda; Insecta; Hymenoptera; Diprionidae. The record is from RefSeq and is a predicted model, not a curated record. The transcript has 4 exons.
AUGUAUGAUAUGGUGCUGAUGAUGGGAGCGUGCAACAACGUUGCGGGGGCAGCAGCUCAUCAAACGCAGGACGUUCCGAGAUCAAGAUGGACGGUCCAGUUCGAGGAACGAAUUCUGGAGAAUGUGGCAAGGACGCCCGAUAAAAGUACACGCGGUUUGGCAGCGGAGUACGAAACGGACAACUCGACUGUCCACCGAGUAUUACGAUCGAACGAUUUGCGACCGUACCACAUCCAGAAGGUGCAAGCGUUCCACGGGCCCGACGGUGCCACGAGACGAAUGUUUUGCACAUGGGUUUUGCAACAAACCGAAGCGGACCCGUUGAUCGUAUUCAAUAUUUUGUUUACGGACGAGUCAAAUUUUGAUCGCGAUGGAGUAUUCAACUGCCACAACAUCCAUCAUUGGGCCGAAGAAAACCCACACGAUAUUCGGAAGUCGAGAAACCAGGUUCGUUGGAGCCUCAACGUGUGGGGUGGCAUGAUCGACGACGAGUUGAUCGGUUUCUGCGUUUUACCGGCAAGGCUAGACGGUGAAACGUAUCGGCAGUUUCUUGAAGAUCGGAUUCCAGAUCUUCUCAAAGUCCGUCCCCUUGAACGCCGAGCGGUGAUGUUGUUUCAGCAUGACGGUGCUCCGGCACAUUUCAGUGCCCGCACUCGUCAAUUUCUGAACGAACGAUUUCCGGAUAGGUGGAUAGGCGGUGGGGGUCCCGUCGCUUGGCCGCCGAGAUCACCCGAUCUGAAUCCUCUAGAUUAUUGCCUUUGGGAUCUGAUCAAAGAAUUCGUCUACGAGGAUCCACCGAAUACUUUGGAAGCCCUGGAGAAUCAAGUUUCUAUUUUACCUGAGGAUGACUCUUACGAAUCCCGAUGUUUCGGGAUGGCAAUUGUUUUUACAGUUUCAGUCUAUGGUCAUUUAUCGGCGACCAGUGGAGCCAGGCAGCCGACGAUCUUACCUUCAAUAGUACUUUUAGAGGCAUGCCCGUAA